AUGGUACAAUAUCACCAGGGACUCCAGGCAACACGUGGUAAAGACGAGCAGUCUCGCUGGAAAUCUCAUGGUAAAAUGAAAGUCAGAAAGAUGAUCACACGAUUAGCGAUCUUCACCCUGGUCUGCAUCGCCUUCUACGAGAAAGCACUGACGCGACCCCAGUCCGAAAUCCCGAAAGUCUACCUGCACACUGGGACCGUCUUGGGCACUGUGGAGACUUCCCCCGGCGGGAGGCUUUACUACGUCUUCAGGAGCAUUCCGUAUGCUGAGCCGCCCGUCGGAGAACGCAGGUUCAAGGCCCCCGUGCCGGUGAGCGCCAGGAAUGGGCUGAAGAUCGGGAAUAGCUUGAACUGGUCUCCGAGCUGUCCUCAAGUCCUUAAAGAGAAGCAGUUAGAAGGUGUAAAAGAAAUAACAGGCGAGGAAGACUGUUUGUAUCUCAACGUUUUCACUCCGUCGACGCAGGAAAAGAAUUACCCCGUGAUGGUGUACAUCCACGGAGGCGCCUUCCUCACCGGGAACGCCAGCCGCUACAACCCCGAGCUCUUCCUGGACCAAGACAUUGUCGUUGUUACGAUUCAGUAUCGUCUGGGAGUUCUUGGAUUCCUGUCGACGGAGGACGAGGCGCUGCCGGGCAACCUGGGCCUGAUGGACCAGACGCUCGCUCUCCGCUGGGUACACGAGAACAUCGCUCGCUUCGGGGGCGACGUGACGAGGGUCACCGUCGCCGGCUUGAGCGCCGGCGCUGCCUCGGCCCACAUGCACCUGUUCAAUCCCCACGCGAAAGGACUGUUCUCGCGCGCCAUUCUCAUGUCGGGAUCGGCGCUGUGCCCCUGGGCCCUGAGGAAGGGCCACAGAAAGGUCGCAAUGGCAGUUGGCGAAACAUUCAACUGCCAAUCGGACCGUAAGGACGCAAGCGGCGUCGAGAGAAGCAAACUCUUGGUGGAAUGCCUUCGUAAAGCUCCUCUCAAGGAGCUCGUUUCCUCCUUCAUGGACUUCCAGGUGUGGAACAGCCUCCCGUGGGAGACGGUGCCCCGGGUGGACGGCGACUACCUGCCCGAUCACCCGGCGCGCCUCCUCGCUCAGGGGCGCUUCCAUGACGUCAGCAUCGUCACCGGAGUCAACCUCCACGAAGGGCGACUCGUCACCCAAGGUAUGUUCUCAAAUCCGAAGGUGUUCCGAGCACUGGCGACCGACUUCGACUCUGUCGCGCCCAGCGUGGCGCUGCUCUUCCAGGAGGGCGACUACUGGCCGAGGAGCCUCUCCCGCCGCGCCUUCGAGUACUACCUCGGAGGCACCGAGAUCAGCGCCAGCAGCCACGCCGACGAAGUGGCGCUCACGCAGUUGUUCGGAGACCGCUUCUUCAAGAUCCCGCACGAUGACACGUGGAACCUCACGUGGCACCAUCUUGGUCCCGGCCGCGUCUUCGCCUACGAGCUCAUGCACAACAGGGGACAGGAGUGGGUUGUGCAUCCGGCAAUACUGCAGUACCUGUUCCCUUACCCCAACACCCCUCGUCUUAAGGGCGAGGACAGACAGCUCUCUGACACGUUGCUGAAACUGUGGGUGAAUUUCGCAUCAACGGGGUAG
This is a messenger RNA of Penaeus indicus, 1587 nucleotides long. Its product is annotated as juvenile hormone esterase-like. The record is from RefSeq and is a predicted model, not a curated record. The transcript is spliced from 10 exons. Lineage: Eukaryota; Metazoa; Arthropoda; Malacostraca; Decapoda; Penaeidae. The coding region runs from base 1 to 1587 and encodes 528 amino acids.